CAUGUCCUGUCCGUAGACGUACGAUGCACCAAGAAGUCUUUGGACGUUUCACUGACGUUCGACAUGCCCUUUCGAGGUGUCAUCUAUUCAAAAGGAUUCUUUAACGAUCCACAAUGCAGGCAUGUGGGCCCUGAAGGAAAGCCAAGUAGAGUCGUGCGAUUCACGAUGCAGGCGGAUCGCUGUGGGACAUGUCUUGUCAAAGGCGGUUCGAGCAGGCACGAGUCCUCAAUUGAAAGCACCAUAGUUGUACAGAAUGAAUUAGAAAUACAGGACGCAUCAGACACUGCUCGCAAGCUCCGCUGCUCUUGGGAUGGCCACUUCGACCGCACCGUAUCUUCAUCUCUCCACGUCGACACUCUUAACGUUCUACAGGCACGCUAUGCCGGAACGUCCGGUGAUACCUUUAUGGACGUCCAAUUAGGCCGUGGUCCCUUCGCCUCUCCAGUGACGGGUGUAGUGAAAAUUGGGGACACACUCACAGUCGUCGUGUACGCUCUCGGCAAUGACAUGGACGUUCAUAUCAAAGGCUGUCUGGCCCACGACGGAAACAUAAGCCACGCAGUCCAGUUGACUGAUGCCCUCGGCUGCGUACUUAAGCCUAAGCUGCUGGGCCCAUGGCAGAAGACUAAGAAAACCGGAGCAACUGGAGCAAGCGCUAUGGCAUUCGCAUACUUGAAAGCGUUCAAGUUUCCUGACAAAGUCGAAGUGCACCUUGAAUGCAACGUAGAGAUGUGCAGCAGACAGUGCUCUUAUAUAUGCCCACAACAAACGAAGCGGAGCAAAAGGCAGCACGACGACAAUCAUACGUCUUCGAAACUGCCUUCAACAAAAUCUGGCCCACCAGCACACGUAACAAGAGAGAUUCGUGUCGUUUCUCCGGAAGACCUGUUUGCUUUAGAUGAUCCAGGAUUGGUUAGAACUCCAAAAGUGGGAACUGUGCCGACGGCAACAGGCGGUGUGUGUAUGUCGGUUCUUGGCUUUGUGCUCUUCGUUUCGAUUAUAUUGUUACUUCUCUUCGGAUCCUGCGUCACAACGACCAUGCUAUUUCUUCGCGUUCGACAGCUACUGCCAGCUGCGCAACUUGGCUGCAGUCUCCUAAGUAGUGCGGCAAUACCAAGCGUUACCCGCGACGUCGUGACCACCAGGAGCGAAAAGAAAGUGUCUAGGCUGAAGGCUAUUGUGUCCGGCCUGUAAAACCCC
Molecule: messenger RNA, 1200 nt
Organism: Ornithodoros turicata
Lineage: Eukaryota; Metazoa; Arthropoda; Arachnida; Ixodida; Argasidae
Exons: 3
Source: RefSeq, a predicted model, not a curated record